UCCAUGCAUUCACUACAUUUGUGGGAGAUCGUCGCAAUUUUUGACAAUUGAAGCGUCAAGAGCCGGUUUCAUCACACUCCUCCUUCCCUCCCCCCCCAACCCACCCAAUUACCCUCCCAGCGCAGCAGCCAGGUGGAAGUUCCCGGCCUAUUUCCGGUGGAAGGCCCAAAGCCACGAGCGGAGAUAAAACAUCGGCGGCGGCGGAGGCCUGAGGCAGCGAGAGGGAUGAGAGGAGGCGGUUCUGCGGCCUGGGCUGCUGAGCGCAGGGACAGACACAGCCGGAGCCAGCAGCAGCAGCAGCAGCAAUUUUAAAGCAGGCUUCCAGCCCGGGCGAUGGCUCUGUGCGGGGCGUCAGCGACCGUGGCCGAGGUUCUGCCGUGCGAAGUCAUCGUUCACAUCUUCUCCUUUCUGUCCCCCUGGGACCGGCUCCGGGCCUCGUCUGUCUGCUCCAGGUGGCGAGAGUGCCUCUUCUACCCGUCCCUGUGGCCCGAGCUGCGGCUCCGCCUGCGCGGCUCGGACGCCGAGCGCUGCCGCCUCGACUUCCUAAUGAAGAAGUGCGGCUCGUUCGUGCGGGAGCUGCGGGUGGAGUUUGAGGGCAGCGGCUCCGAGAGCGCAGCGGAGUUGGGUACCGGGGAGCUGGUCACCCUCAAGGCCUACGUGGAUGAGAUGGUGUGUGUCUUGAGGAGCGUCCGGACCAAUCGUAAUCUGCAGAAGCUGAGCGUUUUCGGAGACAUCUACCUGCAGGAGCAGGGGGAGAAGCAGCCAUACGAGAUGGACGAGACAGAUGAGAAACAUUCUGUGAAUAUCAUGAGUAGAAAACAUAGAAUCCAACAAUUGAUUGAAGAGGUAUUGGGAAAUUCCAAACAUCUGAAAUGGCUCUCUCUUGGGUUUAUGAUGGAGGUAGUAACUCCCACAACAUUAGCAGCCUUGCCUCAGUCCAGUGCCAACUGCAUUGAACACCUGAGUCUCCUGGAUACCCAUUUUAUUAAUAAAUCCCCAGUUGUUGAGGCAGUUGAGCUGGAGCGCUUUUUAAACCUGCGAUCGCUUGCAUUGGAUUUCUGCGAUUUUACUGCUGACGUGACACGAGUACUCGCCAACAGCAACCAUGUGCCUUUGCAUAGGUUGUCUCUCUUGAUGUCCAACAUACAUGCUUUAGAUAACAUGCCACAAGAUGCAGAUUGGAAGGUGCUUACCAGGCACUGUGCAAAUCUUCAUGUUUACAUCAUGGCUUUUAAUGUCAGGAAUGACAUUUUACUAAGAAUUCUGAAGCCGAGCAUACCUUUAGAGAGAAUUCACUUUGACAGCUCAACUAAUGGUAUUUCAGGUGAUGUGGUAGAUCUCAUAACCCAGCAGUAUAACAAAUCCCUUACCCACCUCCUCCUCAUAAAGGAUGUAGAGCAAGGCAUCAAUGGUUUUCCAGAUGUCGGCAGCGACAGAAAUGAAGACCCCAUGGUAAUUUUGGCAUGGAAGUGUAGAAAACUGUCUCACCUCUCAAUCCAUGGGUAUGUUGUUUGGGCCCACAAUCUCAUUGCAAUCGCUCGGCUUCGUGGACCAGGACUGCAAGUCCUGGAAGUCACUGAGGAAAGCAUUAAUUUUGAUGCUGCGAUGACUCCCCUGGAUGGGGAUCCUAUGCAUAAUCUCAUUGAAGAAGUAUCCUUAGGUUUGGGAAAACGGUGGCAUCCAGUAAUGAAAAAUGAAAUUCUUUAUGUUUUCAGUGAGACUGCUCGUUAUUUUUACAAGGAGAUGCAGCGCUUCAGUGAAGGCAUUUAGCAUUUCAAAACUUGUGUAUUAGAGGGCCCUGCAUUUUCAAUAAUUUAACAUUUACAUGUGCUGUUAAUUAGUAUUAGUUUAUAUAUAAAGUGUGUAUCCUGCUUAAUCUGUAAAUGUAGUUGGUAUUGGUUUAGAAGUAGAUGUGGCAAGAGUCACUGGAUUUUCUCUGUCAGCGCCUGUGUCAACUGCCAAAGAAAACAGAAUGAAGAAGUGCCCACAUGCUGGCAGGGGCAGGCCAAUGGCUGGUCAGCCAGAACCUACGAGUUUAAAAGGUCGAAUUUUCGACCUGCGGUACACAGCUGUGCUGUGGCUCAGUCAACAACUUUACAGCUCUUAAACGAACGUGCACCUGGUUCACUGUGAAUAGUGAAUACAAAAAAUCAGUUCUAACAAAGCUAUGAGCUGCUGCUAUGAUUUUGAGAACAUUCCACUAGGAUAACUUAAAUCUUGUUAAAGCAAGAGGCUUUAAAAGCCGCAAUGUUCAGGGCAACCGCGGGUACAGUCGUGGUCUCUGUGAGACUAGCACCUGACCCCAGUUUUAAGUGGUACGAAUGUUGUGCAUUUAAUGUAAGGACAGCCAGUAUUACUCAGUGUGGCCAUCAUGCUGCCCAGCAGUGCUGUGACCUGGCUGCUUUGUAUAAGCUUGUAAAACAAAUUUACUGUAUGCAACAUAUGUCAAGAUUCUAUUUAUGAAGAAAGUGUGAGUGGUGAUUGUUUCAAAUGGUUUUACCAUCUUGUGUCAAUGAUGCGUUUUGACAGGUGUGCAUUAUGUUGCAUGUCUCCAGUGAUUAAUGCACUUACCAUGCGGAUUUUAUAUGUACAUCUGUAGAGUGGAUCCACUGGUGCAAUGUAUGAAAAUGCCAGAUGUGGUGAGAUUUUAUCAUUGAAUGAGAUCAUAUGAAAUACUGACAGAAAAUGUGAGGAAAGCAGUUGAAUGUUAAAUUAAUGUUUAAGUUUGUGACUGUUUAUUGUUUAAUCUAUCAAUAAAGCAUUCAAAUUACUUAA
This is a messenger RNA of Rhincodon typus (whale shark), 2775 nucleotides long. RefSeq names its product F-box only protein 33. Lineage: Eukaryota; Metazoa; Chordata; Chondrichthyes; Orectolobiformes; Rhincodontidae. The transcript has 4 exons. Gene Ontology annotation, molecular function: protein binding. Gene Ontology annotation, cellular component: SCF ubiquitin ligase complex. The coding region runs from base 334 to 1770 and encodes 478 amino acids. The record is from RefSeq and is a predicted model, not a curated record. Gene Ontology annotation, biological process: SCF-dependent proteasomal ubiquitin-dependent protein catabolic process; positive regulation of protein ubiquitination.